CUGGUCAUCCACUGUAGGCUCCGCCCAUGUCCCAUUCGCUGAUUGGAUGGGGUCGGCUUGCUCAGCCUGCCCGUGGCCGGAAGGAAGGCGGCGGUGAUUCCAUUCUUGAAAAGGCCCUGGGGAAGACUCCGCCGGGGUGGUGGCCUGCCGGAAGGAAAAUGAGUGAAUCUCUGGUGGUUUGUGAUGUUGCUGAAGAUCUAGUGGAGAAACUGAGAAAGUUUCGUUUUCGCAAAGAAACUAACAAUGCUGCUAUUAUAAUGAAAAUUGAUAAGGAUAAACGUCUGGUAGUACUGGAUGAAGAACAUGAGGGUAUUUCACCGGAUGAGCUAAAAGAUGAAUUACCUGAACGACAACCUCGCUUCAUUGUUUAUAGUUAUAAAUAUCAGCAUGAUGAUGGAAGAGUUUCAUAUCCUCUGUGCUUUAUUUUCUCAAGUCCUGUUGGAUGUAAGCCUGAACAACAGAUGAUGUAUGCUGGGAGUAAAAAUAAGCUUGUUCAAACAGCUGAACUAACCAAGGUAUUUGAAAUAAGAAAUACAGAAGACCUAACUGAAGAAUGGUUAUGUGAGAAACUUGGAUUUUUCCACUAAAGUGAACAUCUUAUUACUCUUGAGUAUUUAUGUACUAACCUGACCAUACUGGAACUAGACAUAAAUACUUAUUUAUGCCUAAAAAAUGCACUGUUAUUUACAAUUUUGUUUCCUGCAGUAAAUAAAAAAAAUCUUCAGUUGUGCAAAGUGUGUACAAACGAAGAGGUUCUUAUAGUAAUGAAAAUUUAAAGGUGUUUCCUCAUAUUUGUAAUUGUUUAGUGGAAUAUUCUGCAGGGAAUUUUUGCACUCUUGUGACUAAUUUCUAUAACUUCUGGUUCAGAAUUUGUUACUAUUUUCAGACACCAUUGGGAAAUGGGUAUUUUGCUUGUAAUGAGCAACAGUUGCUUCCUUUUGACAAAUACUGCAUAUUAGCAUAGCACUUGUCAGAUAUGUGAAAUACAUUUAAAGGCUUGAAAGAACCAAAUUUGAGCCUAUAAAUAAUAUGACUUUAGAGUAUCAUGUAUUCGAAGUCCUUUUUUAAAAUUAUUAAUUCUGGAACUUCUUUAGUUUUAGUUUACUAAAUUUUUCUUCCAUUUCUUUAAUAUUCAUAAUUGUCAAACAGUAGUAAGUCCUAUGGAAUUAUACUUAAGGACAAAGUUCUGACUCUUUGGAAGUAGCAUCUUAGUCUUCUAAAUUACUUUGAUUACUAGUUAUAUUAUUUCCAAAUUUCUUGAAGCAUAUGUUUAACAUUAUUUUGUUUAUAACUUGAAUAUUUCCUGAUGUCAUAAGAGUAUUAGUCAUUUUAAACCUAUUAAUACUGUGCCUUUGAUUUGUUAGCUUUAAAAUUAUCUUGAGCAUUUUACACUGCCAGUAAUCCAGAUUUGGUGAAAUUAAUACUUUUGUAAAAGGUCCAAGUAAAAUGUUUUAUAGUGUCUAAUUCUAUAACUGAAAUUUCUAAUAAAACCAGUUUCAUUUCUGUAAAUUCCCACCAUUUCCUCUCAUUAGUGAAUACUUGGCAGUUGAAAGUUAGGAUUUUAUAUGUGUCUUUGAUUUAAAUUUGUAACAUUAGGAAGAAGUACUGAUCUUAAACCAUGGUCGUAGUCAACAAAAAUAAUAUAUGUCAAUCAAAUUCAUAUUGAUGCUAUGAUAUUUUAGAUAUCUGUUAGAAUGACAUUCUAUGCUAAAUGAAUACUUGAAUAAUCAUGAGUCUUCAUACAUGUUAUGAACAUAAAUCAAAUAUUCCUAUUAUGAAAGAUACUUUAAAGUGUCUUUUUAAAAAUGUUUACUUAAAAACCUUUAAAAGUAAGCAUUUUAAAAGACUUGCCAAUACAUUGUUAAUCACUUAUACAACAACCAAGUUAAAUGAUUUCUUCUUAUAUCUUAGUCAUCUUCUGAAAGCAUUUUUGAAAUGGAUUCUAUUUAAUUCAUAAUUUCUGUGUCUGUCUUUUCAAACAUAUGUGCCAACUGAAUUUAGACUUAUUGAGAUUUUCUAAUAUUACUGAAUGAGAAUCUUUCAUAACCUGAAAAUUUUACCAUGUGUCUUCUUUUAUAAGAAAGCAGGAAAUUAAAGGAAACAGAAAAUAAGACAUGGAAAAGAGAGAAGAGUUUUGUUAGAGUUAAGAAUAGAAAGGAUUAUUUCUUCCAGAUAAAAUAUUACUUCUGCAUUUAAGAAUUUCACAAACUUUUAUUUAAAUACACAAUUUCUGGUCUGGGAAUCUUUAACAAUAAAUGUCACUUAAAUUCAUAGGAUCAUAGAUUUAGGGCUAGAAACAAUCUUAGAGGCCAUCUAGUCCAGUAUCCUCAUUUACAGAUGAAUAACCUGAAGCUGGGAGAGGUUCAGUGACUCAAGUCACACCCUGAUUCUGGAAUUCCACAAUCAGUGAAUUUUACCCACUAUGCUAAUUUAAUGUAGGCACAGUUUUAACUGAAGAAGUAAUAUUCUCAGGUCACAGCCUUAAAAGGAAAUAAUGUUGUCAAAGAACAUUUGAUAUGCUGUGAUCUUAAAAUAUAGGAAAUUUUUGUCUUCUAUACUGAGAUCCUUUAUACUUGUUGACCUACCAUCAGUGAAGUCAUUGCUUUGAUUGUUUUUCUAGUUGUGGUAGUGGGUUGUGAUAAGCAAUCCAGAUUAUUAAGCCUGAAUUUUCUAUUUAUGACCAGUGGCAUACAUAUAUUUAAAGGCAGCUAAUUAUAGUAUUGAGUUCAAAGGAAGUGGUGAUUUUUCCCUUCUAUAAAAUUAACUUUCUUAAAUGGGCAUUAAAUCUGUAACCUUGGUCUCCUUAGCACUUAACAUCAGAAGUAAAAUGUUCUCUGACUUUUGACCAGACUCCCCUUUCUCUCUUUGUUUUAUCUUGUAGUUUGUUUGUUUGUUUGUUUAUUUGUUUUUCAGAAAUAGAAUUAGCCCCAAAGGAAAUAACAUAAAACUUUGGUCCUUAUAGAUUUGCAAGUCUGUCAAACUUUUAAGGAACAGUUAAUGCCUAUGCUGCACACAUUUUUCUCAAAAUAUAAAAAUGAAGGCACUCUUUAGUUUGAAUACAUUUUAGAACUCUUUUAAAAUAAUUUUCAUAGUACUUUCACAGGAUUGUUGAAAGGAUCAAAUGAGAUAAUAUGUAUGAAAAAAUUUGUGGACCUUAAGGCCCUAUAUAAAUCUCAGCUAUUAUCAUCAUUAAAUUUCCUUUGUGACAGUGUCUUCAUUCCUCUUUUUUUCAUCCUCAAAGUCGUACCACAGACUUGUUACUCCAUUUAUUACAUUCCAUUUUUAAAUGUUUCCCACCUUCCUAAUACAAAAUUCUCUCAUCUGAUCCAUAAUCUAACGUUUACAUUUAAUAGUUCUUAAUUCUUCCCUCAUUUGGUAGCGCUUUCAGACCUUGACUAUUGGGAAGGUGAAUGUAGAUCACACUUUCUCAUAGGCAUGACGUUGGUGACUUGCCAUCCAAAUUAGCAUUCAUUUUGAAAUAGUUGACUUUAAUUUUUGUAUUAUUACAGUACAUUUUGUCAAUAUAGGAUACAUUAAUUAUCCCCUUCUAUAUUUAGCCUAUGUGGGAAAUACAUGUACAUUUGAAGAUUAUACAGUUAUUACAUAGGUACUUAAUAAAUGAUUGGUGAUCAAUUGAUACUGUGUGGUAUUGUCAAAAUGUCCUCCCAGGAUUGGGUAGCAUUCUUUUUCCAGUACUGAAGAAAAUCUGGGAAAGAGGCUAUUAGCAAUUUAUUAUAUUCAGUUUUAGAUUUUAUUUUAAAGCAUCAGUUUUAUUUUUUUCUGGAAAUGUCUACUACAUGCCUAAUACAAUUAAGUACUCUCUUAUAUUUAAGCAAAUGUUAAUGCAAUUACAAAUAUUUUUAUAGUAACAUUAGUAGCCUUUGUAGCAAAAGAUCUCAAACACUUUCCCCCCUAAUAUAAACUCCUAUUUUCAGGAGUCAGGCAGCCAUAAAAAGUUGGUGUGCUCAGGUCUGAACCUUGAAUAAAAUUUCCGGUAUUGGGAGUUCAUGACAAAGUUUGAUUUUUGCUACUUAAAAAUUUAUUGAAUAAAUAAAGUUUGUGGGAUUUUUUUAAGCUCUUAUAAUAAAAAUGGCUAGAUUAAAUUUCACUCAUAAACCUAAUCAUAAAUCGUUAAUUAACCCAUAAAGUUGGACUAGUGAUUUUGGAUAUUUUCAUAAAAGUUUAAAUGCUAAUACUUGGUAGAAAUAGAAUAAUCCAUAUUUUGUAAUUACUCUUUGAAUAUUGUGCUUUUUCCUCUGUUGAUUCAAUAGGUUAAGUUGACCACAUUGAAAUCUGGGAUUUAAGCCUGUAUAUUUUAUCAUGUGAAGGUCAAUCUCAAAGUCCUCUGGUCAAAUUUGAUUUUAUAUUUGAGGGGAAAGAAAUUAAUCUUUUCUCUACUAACAAAAGAUCCCAGGUACUUAAGCAAGAAAUAUUGAUUGUUUCCUCUUAUACCUUCCUACACAUCAAAAUAAUUAGAUAGCUACACUAUUUAGAUUUAAUGGAAUGAAUUAAAUUUUCAUUUAAUCUGCAAAUUGCCAUACCCACUAAGAUUACUUGAACAAAUAUUUUGAUAACUCUUGACAUGCCAGGGCAGGCUUCCAAUGAUAGAAGUGCUCUAAUACAACCUUAUUUCAUUAAGGAACCUUGAAACAUUAAGCUCAGUUUCAUGUAUCUUAACAGUUUCAUGUAGUUGUGUAACAGUUACAAUUGGCUCCUUCCCUUGUGUCAGUCUUUGUUAUUUCAUACUGCAUGUUUAUUUUAAAUGGUCUCUAGCUAAGCAUGGUGCGUGUAUUGGUUUAAAUAAAAUGUUAACAUGAAA
Monodelphis domestica (gray short-tailed opossum) is the source of this 4819-nucleotide messenger RNA. It is a transcript of the gene GMFB, whose product is annotated as glia maturation factor beta. Gene Ontology annotation, biological process: negative regulation of Arp2/3 complex-mediated actin nucleation; actin filament debranching. Gene Ontology annotation, cellular component: cortical actin cytoskeleton. Gene Ontology annotation, molecular function: actin binding; Arp2/3 complex binding. NCBI's taxonomy places the organism in Eukaryota, Metazoa, Chordata, Mammalia, Didelphimorphia, Didelphidae. The record is from RefSeq and is a predicted model, not a curated record.